AGAGGGAGAGAGAGAGGGAGAGAGAGGGAGAGGGCAGUGAUCAGUAUGGUGUACGCCCUCUGUGUACUCGCCGUGGCCGCCGUCACCCUGAAGGUAGCGGCCUCUCUGGGACCUGUGGUCCGCUGUGAGCCGUGCGACUCCCGGGCGCUGGGGCAGUGCCGGCGGCUGGUGGGCGAGUGCGAGCCGGUGCGGGAGCCGGGCUGCGGCUGCUGCACCACCUGCGCCCUCCGCCAGGGGCAGCCGUGCGGCGUCUACACCGAGCGCUGUGCCUCGGGCCUCACCUGUCUGCCCCAGGCCGGCGAGACCAGACCCCUGCAGUCCCUGCUGGAGGGCAGGGGCGUCUGCACCAACGAGACGGCCAGACACCGCCUCCCCCUGAGCUCUGCAGGAAAUGUCAACAAUUCAGACGAAGAAAGGAAUGCCAGUAACUCUCGGAAUGAGUGGAGUCCCAACACACACCGAAUGCAGGACAGCAAACCUACUCACCCACAGCACAUUAAGCUGCUUCAGAAAGAAGCAUCAAGAAAGGCUCAGCUAUACAAGAUUAACAAUGAAGCCCAGAACACCGAAACCACCAACUUUUCAUCGGAAAUAAAACACGACACUGAAUAUGGUCCUUGUCGGAGAGAAAUGGAAGGCAUCCUAAACAACCUGAAAGCUGUAUCAUUUCUGAGCCCCAAAGGUGUAUACAUUCCAAAUUGUGACAAAAAUGGUUUCUACAAGAAAAAGCAGUGCCGACCAUCUAAAGGCAGAAGAAGAGGGAUCUGCUGGUGCGUGGAUAAAUAUGGCACUAGGCUGGGAAGCUAUGACAGGAACGGAGAGCUGCGCUGUUAUUUUUGAGUCCGUGAGGAAGACUGCAGCUCCUGUGGACUCUGUGUGAGAGACUGAUCAAUCAGAGACCUUGGAGCAGCCAGCAGAGGGCAUGGACUGCCUGUGUUCUAGAGCUGCGAGUUCUGCUGCCAGUUUAGGUUCGGAAAAGGGCUUCCUCCAGCCCUAAAGAUCCAGCUCUACUUUGCCACAUAUUCUUCCAGCUCCCUGAAAGGAUGGGACUUCUUAAUUCCCAAGAAAUCUGCACUAUAGUUCCCAAGAAAAAGGCACUUCAGAAAGGAAUCAGGGAAUCUCCACUUGACUAUUUAAGAACUGCCUGUGACCAAUUUGAUCCUGACAGACUUUGUGCUCUUUUAUGUUUAAAAAAAAUUAGUGUAUGAUCCUACAUAUUUUGAAAUGUCUUGUUCUGCAGGUCUGAAACAGGAACCUAGCCUUCACGGGUAAAUCUUUUUAUAAAGUUUAAAAGGACUUUGUUCUUUAUCAAAAAAAGCUUUCACGUUACUAAAAUGUCAUAUGGCUAUUUUUCCUUAAAUGAAAUGAAUAUUCUGUUAGAAUAUGUUCUGUAUUUAAUAUAAUUAUGUUUUUUAAUAAACAUUAUUUAAACUGAA
Messenger RNA from Callorhinchus milii (elephant shark), 1436 nucleotides. It is a transcript of the gene igfbp3, whose product is annotated as insulin-like growth factor binding protein 3. The record is from RefSeq and is a predicted model, not a curated record. Bases 46 to 840 code for a protein of 264 amino acids. The transcript is spliced from 4 exons. Gene Ontology annotation, biological process: regulation of insulin-like growth factor receptor signaling pathway. Gene Ontology annotation, molecular function: insulin-like growth factor I binding; fibronectin binding; insulin-like growth factor II binding. Lineage: Eukaryota; Metazoa; Chordata; Chondrichthyes; Chimaeriformes; Callorhinchidae. Gene Ontology annotation, cellular component: extracellular region.